CUUAAAUGUUGCUAUUCACCACGUCAAUCUUGAUUUAAAGUCAUGGCCUGUGGAUGACGAUGAUCAAGGAAGUGCUUAUGAUGGUAGUGGCACGACUGGGACGCAUCAACGAUACAUUUCUAAUGUGAUUGAAGAGACUAUCGUAGACCCCCAAACGGCAGACCAAACUGUUGAUCUAUCGUCAUCACCUUCUUUAAUGUCCCCAUCUAUUGAAGUUACACCACCAGCAGAAUCACAAACAAAACGGCAACCACUUUCAGCACCUCCAUCAUUAUAUUCCAAUGGAUCAGACUCAGAAGAUUUUGAUAGAGAUACAGAAUGGGAGACAAUAACAUCAGUCAACGAAACAUACGUGAAUGUGGACUCAAAUGAGGAUUCAGCAAAAGGUCCACCUACUGGUAAGCUGUCGAUAGCUACCGGUUUAUCGAAUGCAGCAAAGAAGGUUACUGGCGUUUGGGAAGGUUUCGCUAAUGAUGUUGGAAACCCAAAUACUCUUAAUGUUAAGGAUCCAAUUGAAAAGAAGCAGAAGUAUGAACGAGGUCAACUAAAGGAUCAGCCACUAUGGAAACAAAUUAAUAAGAAAUUUUGGUGGAAUGAACAUAUGCUUAAAAGUUUUAUAGAACUCGAGCUACAUGCUUGGAUAUUACCUGUAAUGCAAGGUUAUGUUCAAUCAGAGCAUUGUGAGAUUGAAGAUCGAGUAUUUGAUUUUAUAAUUAUUUCUCGAAGAAGUCGAGAAAGACCAGGUGUCAAUGAACAAGGAGCUGUAGCAAAUUUUGUUGAAACUGAACAAAUUCUUUCAAUUAAGGUAAUGAAUAGUAUUGCUUUGAUGUACCGUUGUAAAUGGGCGAUAAUUCAUGUAAAUUAUAAUACUACUUAUAGAUUGAUGAUACAAAUCAUGAUGUCUCAUUUUUACAAGUCCGUGGUUCAGUCCAAUGGAAGAGAAGCAAUUAUUGGUACUGCUUAUCGCGAAGCCAUUCAAAAUUUAGGAAAUAAAAAUAUUGACGCAUUAGCACGAGAAGUUUUGAACCUACAACUUCUUAGACUUGGUGUCUCAGAAUUCAUUGAUGGUGGUAUAUCACAUUAUGAAGAAUUUGAAAAUAUUUUUAAUGACGUUUGGGCAAAUAACGGUGAUUCUAUAAGUAGAGAAUAUGCGGGAACCAGUGCUUUGAAAGUUGUCAAUGAUGCAUCAAAUUCAUUGGCUAGAAUGUUUCAAAAUACAUUUAAAGAUUUCUUUAGACAGGCAACAAUCGAUUAUAUUCUUGGAAAUCAUUCAUUGGAUGUAUUUCAAGAAUUGCAGCAAAAGUUUGAAGCAUCACAACCUGGUGAUGCUGAGAGGUGGGCAAAAAUUAGAGCCAAUGCCAUUGACAUUAGCAGUUCAAUUGUUAUUGUUGAUAACGAAGAAAGAGUUGACGGGUGGACUUUUUUGUCACCAAGUGAACCAAGCACACUCAUGAGAAAUAACAAUAACUCUAAUGGUGUUCAAAAAAGUGUAGUUCCAUUAAAUAAAGCUGAUGUUACCGGAACUGGCACUAAUAUUCGUACUAAUAGCAGAACGGACUCUUUACUGAUGAGUCCUAAAAAUGACAAUGAAGAUAAAAGAUUUAUGGCUUUUAAAGCAUUUCGAAGUAAUUUAGUUGGCGAAGCGACAAAAUUUGAUGGUGGUGCAGGUGGGACACCUAAUAGUUUAAGCAAUAAAGAUGGUAAAGGAACUAAUGAAGCUAGAGCAGCUGAAAGAGUUACUAGCAAACAAGCCGUUAAUGAAGUUGUCGAUGAGCUUGUUAAAGCGUGUAGGGAUAUUGGAAACGCAGACGAUGGAUUUGUCAUUGAGAAACCAAUUAUAGG
Racocetra fulgida is the source of this 1842-nucleotide messenger RNA. NCBI's taxonomy places the organism in Eukaryota, Fungi, Glomeromycota, Glomeromycetes, Diversisporales, Gigasporaceae. The record is from the annotation of a GenBank genome assembly.